Metarhizium robertsii ARSEF 23 is the source of this 666-nucleotide messenger RNA. RefSeq lists its product as uncharacterized. The coding region runs from base 1 to 666 and encodes 221 amino acids. Gene Ontology annotation, molecular function: transcription coregulator activity. NCBI's taxonomy places the organism in Eukaryota, Fungi, Ascomycota, Sordariomycetes, Hypocreales, Clavicipitaceae. The transcript is spliced from 2 exons. Gene Ontology annotation, biological process: regulation of transcription by RNA polymerase II. Gene Ontology annotation, cellular component: mediator complex. The record is from RefSeq and is a predicted model, not a curated record.
AUGGGUCAAGUUGACGAGGUCGGCUUCCGCCCCCACCCUCUCCCGCACCACUUUUCCAUCCAUGCGCUCAUCGCGACUCAUCAGACUCGCGACGCAACACACCCCAGCGUCAAUGGCGACCUGAUCAGCAUCCCACAACCGCCCAGCACAAUGGAUCGCUCGCAGCCCUCUUCGUCCAACCUCAUGGGUUCGUAUGCCCGUCCGCCUCAAACCAGGCACCGGUCCCCCAUCUCCAUCGUCGUCCGUCCAUCAUCGGAUACUAACGCCGCGCAAGACAACCACAACCGCCUCGUCGCCGACAUCCUCACGCGCUACCGCACCCUCAUGAUGCUGGCCACCGUCCAGGCAGAGGGCGAGCGGAGCAACGCCACGCCCGAGACCAUGGCCGUCAGUGGCAUCUCCAUGAAGAUGGAGUUUGACGGGCUGAACUCCUCCAUCAAAGACCUGUUGUCGCUGUCGCGCAAGAUCAAGGAGCUGUGGGUGUUUGGGCCGCUGGGCCAGGGCGAUCCCGACCGCAAGGCCAAGGACGCCCAGAUUGAGGACGACGUCGCGCUCGUCUCGGCCCUGCUGAACGGCCUCGACGGCCGGCGGAUGAGAGACCUGGCGCAUAGGUGUGGCGGUACGUGGGAGGUGUUGGCCAAGGAGGACGCUACGACGGCCAAAUGA